Mastomys coucha (southern multimammate mouse) is the source of this 1545-nucleotide messenger RNA. It is a transcript of the gene Krt222, whose product is annotated as keratin 222. Gene Ontology annotation, molecular function: structural molecule activity. The transcript is spliced from 6 exons. NCBI's taxonomy places the organism in Eukaryota, Metazoa, Chordata, Mammalia, Rodentia, Muridae. Bases 534 to 1298 code for a protein of 254 amino acids. The record is from RefSeq and is a predicted model, not a curated record.
ACAAAAUAACUGAAAGCCCCGCCCCCACAGGCAAAGCAUUCACUUGCAUAGGAAACCCUUGCAGUGACCCUGUGGGUGUCUUUUUUCCCCUCUUCCAGAAGACUCGGAGAUCUCUGCUUCACCAACAACAAUGGGCGGGAACGGCUUCUCACAUUUGCAUAAUUAAUUAGCAAGCCAGGAGUUUCCCCUGCUUCUGGUGGGGGAAAUGGAUCUCUGCAUCUUUAAGGCUCCGCGGGGCUGUCUGCUCUGGCGACGCAGGCAGGGCAGGCUCUGCCGCAGCGACUCAUCCCAUCGCUAAGGUCCAGUUAGCCAAGGUGGAGGAUGGGAAAAGAAUGGAGCUGUCCCAGCUUCUCAAUGAGAUCAGGGCAAACUAUGAACAGCUCCUCACCAGAAAUCAGAUAGAGACGGUGCUGUCAACACGGAUCCAGGUAAUGAUUUCAUUCAGCCAGGCACCUUCAGGAUAAGGAGACAGUCCAUGUCUACCCGAUUCCUGUCCCGGCCUCUCUGAGCUAGAGGAAGAUAUAACCAAAAAAAUGGACAAGGAUGGAGAAGCUCUGAAGGCAGCUCAGGCUGAACUUAAGGAGGCCCGGAGGCAGUGCCACCACCUGCAAGUGGAAAUCGAGUCUCUCCACGCCGUGGAAAGGGGCCUUGAAAACUCCCUGCAGGCCAGUGAGCAGCAUUACCAGACGCAGUUGCAAGAUCUGGAGUCGGUGGUUGGCAGACUGGAGAAGGAGCUGCAGGAAGUGAGGCGUGGCAUCGAGAGGCAGCUGCAAGAGCAUGAGAUGCUUCUCAACACGAAGAUGAGGCUGGAGCAGGAAAUAGCCACGUACCGCCGCCUGCUAGAACAGGAAGAGAUCAGAUAUUAUGGUUGUAUCCAAGGAGAGAAAAAAGAAGAAAAGCCUACCAAGAGUAAAGUUGGCUUUCUUCUCCCCUCAGCCAUUAUAAAUGAAAUAUCUUUUUCAACAAAAGUCUCCCAAAAGUAUGAAAAUGAAAAUAUGGAGACAGUGACCAAACAAGCAGUAGUGAAUGGAGACGUAAAGGAGAGCGCUGAGGCCCACGGCACCAUUCAGACAGAGAAAGUGGAUGAAGUUAUAAAAGAAUGGGAAGGUUCAUUCUUUAAAGAUAACCCUCGACUGAGGAAAAAGUCUGUCUCUCUGCGGUUUGACCUCCAUUUAGCAGCCACUGAUGAGGGCUGUUUAGAGAGUAGACAAGAUAAUCUGCCAGAUAUCGAGGUCAGACUUAUCAUGAGAAGAUCCUGUAGUAUUCCCUCCAUCAAACCCCUACCAGGAGCCAACUAACCCAGAGGUCGUAUUUGUCAAGGGCACUAGGAUGGACCUGCACAGGCUAUACAGACCCCCAGUCCCAAAUGUAAGUUAAUUUACAUGUAUGGAUAGUGAUAGUGUUAAGAUGCGGUGGGCUGUGACUCUCUUCAGAGAACACAUCAGUAAGGGGUGGCACUGCUAGGACUCCAAAGAGGAGCAGUUGGGUUUGCUUUUUUGUUUUUUUGUUUUAAGAGAGGUUGCUUAAAAUAAAUCAGAAAUCCAG